This is a messenger RNA of Suillus discolor, 919 nucleotides long. RefSeq lists its product as uncharacterized. The annotation marks the transcript as partial. Lineage: Eukaryota; Fungi; Basidiomycota; Agaricomycetes; Boletales; Suillaceae. The transcript has a single exon. The record is from RefSeq and is a predicted model, not a curated record.
UCAGCUCUUCUUCCGAAAGCCCCUGUAGACCCCGUCGCAGACAGGUCUGGUGCAUCCUCUGCAUUGAUAUCAUCUCCGUCCAUGUUUGACCUACGUUCUCACUCGGCGGGCGAUUACAUCGUGCGACAGCUUAGUGCAACCCUAGAGAAGCUUUCGCUGGGCGAGAGUCACUAUGCUAAGCUUCAGGAGAACAUCUCUCCAAUCAAAUCCCUGAAUACCUCUUCUGACAUGAUCGUCUCUCCUGCUCCCCAUUGGUCUGCCAAGUUCAAAGACUCGCCUGCGUCUGGGUACCUUGCAAACUUAAAACAGCAGUUACAGGAGAAGCGAUGGCUGUGCAAGUUUGCUCGCUCCACAUCAGCAAAAGCGCACGUCGCCGUCGCACCCACCAUAUUCAUCACGUCCGUUGAUGGGAAGCAUCCAAAACCGCUAUGUUCCCCGGUUGGCCUUUUUGGACAAGCCAGCCACAUCAAAGAUUUGCUCGAAGGUCCUGCGCCUCAGCCGCUGCCGCUAGCCAAUUCCCCGUGUCCUGAUGACCCAUUCAACGCGGAUUCGUACGCAUAUAACCAUCCCUCUCAAUAUGAUCUACCAUUGCUACCUUCAACGCCGACAGGAGAAGUCACUGACCCCGCCUGGUAUCUGACCGGAACGCCCUCUCGUGCAUAUCCUGAACUCUUCCCAUCUGGUGGGGAGGAACUCGCAACAGCCCUGAGUGCCACCAUCACCAAUCCGUUUGAUCUUCCGCCUUUCUCUGUACCGUUCUUGAAACAAGGCCUUCUCGACGCUUCGUUUUAUGAUAAUUGAGGCGGGUUGUGAUGCUGAGAAUUUUUUGUGGGUGUGGUGUUGUAGUCCAGUAGGUUCUGAAGCCGCUGAGCUGGUAUGUUCAUGUCCUGAGUCCUUAAGUUGUCUACAGAUUCCUUGC